UUUGCCUUUGUGUUGCCAUUAUCGACUGUUUAUAUUUCGAUAAUAGUUCACAAUACAACAAUCUCAAUAUAUAAAUUUGCGUGGAUGAUUAUUGUUGAAAUAUAGCAGAGUUUUCCUGCAAUGGACCACCAAAGGCAGAGGACGAUUGGGCCUUACUUUCUGAAUCAAACUUUGGGGAAAGGCCAGACAGGGAUAGUUCGGCUGGGUAUACAUUGUACGACGAAGGAAAAAGUCGCCGUUAAGAUUAUAGACCGGACAAAAUUAAGUCCCCAAAUAUUAUCAAAGGUUGAACGGGAAAUCGCCAUAAUGAAGUUAAUCGAACACCCACAUGUUCUACGUCUGUACGACGUUUAUGAAAACAACACGCAUUUGUUUUUGAUACUGGAAUAUGUCGGUGGUGGGGAAUUAUUUGAUUAUCUUGUAAAAAGAGGAAGGUUAACGAUAAAGGAGGCUCGGAGAUUUUUUACUCAGAUAAUCUCGGCGAUGGACUUUUGUCACAAGCACUGUGUUUGUCACCGUGACCUGAAGCCUGAAAACCUUUUACUUGAUGAAAAACAUAAUAUAAAAGUCGCCGACUUUGGAAUGGCAUCAUUGCAGGUUGGCGAAAAUUUGAUGUUGGAGACUAGUUGUGGGUCGCCACAUUACGCCUGUCCUGAGGUGGUUAAGGGGGUAAAAUACGAUGGUAGAAAAGCUGACAUUUGGAGCUGUGGAGUGAUUUUAUAUGCUCUUGUAGUGGGCGUUUUACCUUUUGACGACGACAAUUUAAGACAUUUAUUAGAAAAGGUUAAGAAAGGAUCGUUCCGUAUUCCAGAUAAUGUUCCUUCUGAAUGCCAUAAUCUUAUCAAAGAGAUGAUCAAGGUUGAUCCAAUUAGACGAAUAUCGAUGAAGCAGAUUUUGAACCAUCCAUUUUUAAAAAGUAUGGAUAUUCAUGAACAACUUCCAGUACAAAGAGUUGUAAAAACGGAAGCGAUAUCUGGUCGUGACAACAUUGAUCCUGAUGUUUUGGCUUCCAUCAACAGCUUGGGAUGUUUUCACGAUAAAGAAAAAUUAGUCGAGAAAUUACUAAAAGAGGAAGACAACAUGGAGAAAGUAAUAUAUUAUCUUCUUCUUGAAAGAAAAGAGCGUCGACCAUCCAGUGCUGAUGUUGUCCCCAAGGCGAUACGGCAAAUGAAGGAUCAUGAUCGUGUCUUAGAUCCUCCACGGAAACGAGUAGACUCGUGUGGCUCGCCUCGCUUGAAUCGUUCUCGGGAUAGCAGUGAUAUUCCUGAUAAUCCACGAAAUCCACAUAUUCCUUUUCGACCACGUGCUGGUACGGAUAUAAGUUCGUUGAAAAGCUAUGCAGCAAGCCGCACUGCCAGCAAUCCGGUAAAAAGUAAAACUCCACCUGGGAGCCCUUGGUGGUCAAAAAUACCAUGGAGGAAGAAGUCGUUAGAAGAUAAUCCACGUCAACGAAGUCCAGAACUAUCGCCUGGUGAGAAAGAGUACUUCCCCAACACUUCGCUGGAUGUUUCUCCUAGUGAUGUGAAAAAAUCAUGGUUCGCUUACCUUCCAUUAGGACAUUCUCACUCACCAGAUAAAGAAGAGCCAUUCUUUAUUUUAAUCAAAGGAAAGCCGCUGGGUACCAUCAAAGCGGACAUUGUUCAUGCAUUUUUGACGAUACCAAAUGUUACGCACCACGUCAUAUCAUCCACCACAUUCACAGCCGAAUACGGAAAACACAAAGGUACAUCCGUGUUCCGAAAAUCCGCAAGGAUUGAUGUGAGCAUCGAGAAAUCCAACGACCCACAAGAAUGCAAGGAAACGCAAAAUGUUUACAUCGUGAAUGUGAAAUUGAUUUCGGGUUCCUCCCAAAAAUUCAGAAAAAUUUGUGAAAAACUCGAGGCCAUUUUGCUUUCUUUUGGGCGCUCUCCGGAAAAGACUUACAAAAGAGGAAGUAUUGGUGGUAGUUUCACUGAAACGGGCACAACAAGGAAAGAACUACAGCCAAGAAUAUCAGGCGCGUAUGUUAUAUCAGACAAUGAAAGUGAGGGAGAAGUUCUGGACUCCCCUGAUAAGGAAAGUAAAAAAAAUGAACAAACUAUACAAAUAUGAUGGUGAAACAUCGCGCAAUGUGCACAGGAAUCAUAACAAAUAAUUGAUAUAUAGAAUGCGUGCUCUUAAUACUCACUCCACAAGAUGGCGGAUAUUUCUGGUUCAGGGUUCUUUAGGGUAGGAUGUCAGGUGUGGGUGUACAAUGGCAAUAUGAAUUGCCCUAUGCGGAGAAUUUAUAAACCUGACAAACAAAUUACAUGACGACAUGAUAACUAAACAUGCAUUCUAUAUAUCUAUUAUUUCUAUAGGGUGGCAUCGGAUGUAAAGGCUGUUUUUCACCACAUUCGCUUUGCCUGUCCGACCUUCGAAUAUCUGCGCAUCCGUCCAUUUCCCACUUUUUUUUUCGCGAAGCGAUAUCUGGUUUGGAAAAUAAUUCGCCGCGAAAAAGUAUAAUCGCUUCCAACUUUUUAUGAGUUCGCACGAAUAAAUUCGUCUAGUGAAUAAACUCCGACCACGCUGGUGAAGCCGACCUAAUAGAAAGCCGCCUUUUAUACAUUUCACGGCCGUAUAGAAAAAUUUUCAAAGGCCGCUCAAGGCGAAUGUAAUGGAAAACAGCCUUUAAAUAUGCCUAACCUUCGAGGCGGACGUAAUUAAGCCAUUAUUUAAGAAUAUCGCUAUUAAUAUUAACGCCUGCUUUUAACAUGCAUGAAGUUUAAAUUCAAGUUUAGUCGGAUCUGACCAUUAUUAAUAGAGGCAAGAAAAUCAUAGUUCACUCAGAGAUCUAGACGCCGACUUUGGUCGGAACCUUUGAUGUGCCUUCUACACCUCUCAAUAUUCUUUAAUCCAUUGUUCAACCGCCCUCUCACCUGGGUAAAGUCGCCACCCAACUCCCAUUAAUUGCAGUCGUCAGCCAAAGCUAUUGAAAUUGACAGAUGUUAAUAUAUUGUAUUGUAAAUAAUAACAAAAGAAUGACAUGGUUUGUCGGCUUAAUUUAAUCAGGAAAGAACAAAUAUCUUAUUUAAAGUUAAUUAAAGUUGUACUUAUUAUAUAGAUGUAUCAUAAAAAAGUUUUCUUAGCUCUU
Messenger RNA from Dendronephthya gigantea, 3112 nucleotides. Its product is annotated as serine/threonine-protein kinase BRSK2-like. The transcript has 23 exons. The record is from RefSeq and is a predicted model, not a curated record. Bases 121 to 2091 code for a protein of 656 amino acids. Gene Ontology annotation, cellular component: cytoplasm. Lineage: Eukaryota; Metazoa; Cnidaria; Anthozoa; Malacalcyonacea; Nephtheidae. Gene Ontology annotation, biological process: microtubule cytoskeleton organization; intracellular signal transduction; protein phosphorylation. Gene Ontology annotation, molecular function: protein serine/threonine kinase activity; ATP binding; tau-protein kinase activity.